UGAGGGUGGUGAGGUCGGCGUGUGGGGGUACAGAGCCUAUGGAGCGCUAUGGAGUGUUAUUGAGGUUAUUGAGUAGGGUUUGAGAGCUGGGAGAGCCACGAGAGUGUGAGGUUGAGCUUUAUGUGCAACUUUAAUUGCAACGAAGUGUGUGAGAAAUAUUAAAUUUGGGUGAAGAAUAUGACGGAACAGUUCGUCGGAUAUACCGUGACUGUUAUAUGUCGGAAUGAUCUGGGCUCAUAUCAGGGUCAGAUUUGUAGCGUAGAUCCAAAUGAACAGACAAUAACGUUGAAGAAAGCAUUUAAAAAUGGGAUUCCUCAGCAGGUUCCAGAAGUUACACUUAGGGGUGCAGACAUAAGUAAUCUGACUAUAAUUGAAACAGCUUCAGAUGCAUCUGUAACAAGUCCUUCCAGUACAGUAGCUGUUACCAAACCAGUACCUAAACGUCUUGGCCGUUCUGUUAGUGAAUGUUUGGCUACCAUUAAAGGGAUUCAGCUUCGAGAUUCUCCACGUAAACAUUUGGAAGACUGCAGUGUACAUACACCCACUGUAUGUGAUGUAAACCGUACGCCCAGCAAGAAAGAUAGAGUUCGCCAAAGGUGGUCUGAGAGAGAUGAAGCAUGUUUUGGGACUCCUAUAGACAGUAUCUUGGACCAGGACUUUGAUUUUGAAAAGAAUUUGGCCCUGUUUAAUAAACAGGCUGUUUAUGAUGAGAUAAAUGCACAAAGGCCGGACAUUGUUCGUCAUGCAGAUACAAGCAGGCGCUCACAGAAGUAUCGCCAUAAUGAGAAUGUGAUAGCAAGUGUGCCAGCUAUGUAUAGACAGGUGGUAGUGCCUGCACCUGGUUUGAAGGAAUAUGUCACUGAUGAUGGGUUAGUAAUUCCAAGUAUAAUGCCGGAUCUGCGCCAUCAGUUGCUGUCAGUUGCUGAACGGAUGGGUUUAACUGAAGAACGCCAAGCUGAGCUUAUGGGAAGAGCUGCUACUGAAAUGGCUUUGCAGUUGCUUGGUGGUGGGCAUAGGUUGAAUCCACACAAUGUUCACCAGUGGCCAACAGUUGUUGCCCUUUGUGGCUCAAAUCGCCAAGGAGCUGUUGCUGUUAAUUGCGCCCGCCAGUUAGCCAGUCACGGUGUAAAAACGGUCGUUUUUCUGUUGGACCCAACACAUUUGACAACGCAGCUUACUCAUGAGCUGGCAUUAUUUAGGCAUACCAACAAUAAACUCAUCACCACUGUACAAGAGUUACCAACAGUUGCAGUGGACUUGAUUGUGUUGGCAUUGGCAGAUGAACUGGGAAGUCAGUUACACAAGGCUCGAUACAGGGCAGCAGCAGAAUGGGCUAAUGAGAAUCGUGCUCCUGUGUUGGCAUUGGAUCCUCCUCCAGCCGGUACACCUGGAGUUGACACAAAGUUUUCUCUUGUCCCUGUCUUGCCCCUUGCCCAUAGUCUUGACAAUGGCAAGUUGUAUCUUUGUAACCUAGCAUUCCCACAGCAGGUAUUCAAAGAAGUUGGAAUCAAGUACAGUUCCCCAUUUGGACCCAAAUUUGUUAUUCCUCUUCAUCCUAAUGAUACCUAGUCUGAAUGUAGUGAUGAUCAUUCUUUUGCACAAAAAUACAUUCAGGGUAAAGGUAGUAUACUGAUAAUGCAAUUAAAAGUGGGAAGUGAUGGAGAAUGGUACUGCAUAUAUUUGGAGCUCUGAAGAUAUGAUGCUGUGGGAAAGAUUUUGAAUAUUUUAAUGUUGCUGUGGUACACUAAUACAGCAUCAAGUUAUGAAUUUGACACCUUGAACAAGUAUAGCAUAAGAAGUACAGAUUAGGGACAAAUUUUCUUGGAAAAUAAGACUGUUUUCUACAACCUGCAGUAUCUAUAUAGUUCUUUUCUUUAGUUGUGACCUCAUAUUUGAACAUAUUUGUAAUACAAAAAUUUUUUCACAUAUUACAGUGAAUGAAUCUCCUGCCCUCAAAAUGUGAUGCUGACUUCUAACAGUGUCAGUUAGAGAGUCAGUUGAGAUUCAUGAUGGUAAUGCUUACAGGGCCAGGUGAAGUAUUGCACACAUAUGAAGUAUUAAGUUCAAGAUUGUGAUUGCACCUGAUUGCCUAAUUUUAUUAACCAGUCCUGUGGAAACAGCAUAUGCCAUCCCUAAUUGCCAGUAAUAGUAACUGUUUUUCAGGCAUAUUUAUAGGACAUGAUGAAUGUGCAUUUCACUUUCUGACAGUCUACAAGGUAGAGUGCAGAGAUUCAGAUUGAUGGCUUUGACUGCAGUUUCUGUACACAUAUCAAGUGAGAAUGUUAGACAUGUAAUGUGUAAAUAGUGAAGGCAUGAUGAGAAUAUUUGAAAAGAUGUAAUGCAUCAAAAGUGAAGGCAUGGGCAUUUGGUAUGAAACCCUCAUUUCAGGUAUCUUUAUAGAAAAGUGACUUUGAAGACCAAACAGAGGAAAAUUUUAGUUGAGGGAAAUUUAAAACUGUGAUGGUUGACUUUGGAUAUUUGAAAUUGAAUAAGGAAAACUUCAAAUUGAGGAACAUUAAAUGGUGUCUGCACUGUAUAUGGUUUUAUGAAAGGAAAAAAGCUAGAAAGUAAAUUCAUAUGUACAUUAGCCAGUACACAUAUGUAAAAUCUUGAAUUUUUGUACAGCGUGUAAUUUCAUAUUUUGAAUAUU
Molecule: messenger RNA, 2650 nt
Organism: Cryptotermes secundus
Lineage: Eukaryota; Metazoa; Arthropoda; Insecta; Blattodea; Kalotermitidae
Gene: Edc3
Product: enhancer of mRNA-decapping protein 3
Exons: 7
Coding region: 178-1569 (463 amino acids)
Biological process (GO): P-body assembly; deadenylation-independent decapping of nuclear-transcribed mRNA
Cellular component (GO): P-body
Molecular function (GO): mRNA binding
Source: RefSeq, a predicted model, not a curated record